Molecule: messenger RNA, 3162 nt
Organism: Lichtheimia ornata
Lineage: Eukaryota; Fungi; Mucoromycota; Mucoromycetes; Mucorales; Lichtheimiaceae
Exons: 4
Coding region: 1-3162 (1053 amino acids)
Source: RefSeq, a predicted model, not a curated record
AUGCUGCAUAUUGUGUUGGCAGAUCAAGGAAGAGCUGCUCAACAGCAUGGUUCAUCUUUGCUUAUGAAGCGUGGUCCAGGCGAUGAUGUGCCAAGCACUGAUGGUGUUGCAUCAAAGGAUAGUCCUGUAGAUGGUGUUGACUCAGGAUCCGGUUCACCCAAUGAUUCAUCAUCAUCUUCAUUCGAUGAUCCUUCUUCAUCUUCAGGCACUGACAAUGAAAGCAAUUCACCUGACCAAAGCGCGUCGUCGGAAUCUGAUCACGGCACCAGCAGCAGCAGUAGCGAUCCUUCUUCCGGUGAUACAACUUCUCAGCAUGGCAGCAACGAUUCCUCUUCCAAUGACAGUCCAAGCGGCCCAACAGACGACGCAUCAGGCGACAAUGGCUCUUCUUCUUCUUCUUCAAGUGGAAGUAGUGACUCUGGUGCCUCGAAUGACAGCAAUUCAAACGAUGGUUUAGGUGGCGAUUCUUCCGACAGCAAUGGUGCAGGAUCGGCUGAUAGCAACAAGCCAACUGAUGAUAGCAACGAUUGGUCAAAGCCCUCCGAUGACAGCAACGACUCUUCAAAGCCCACCGAUGAUGGCAGCGAUUCUUCAAAGCCAACGGAUGAUGGCAACGAUUGGACGAAGCCAACAGAUGAUAGCAGCGAUCCAUCAAAGCCCACUGAUGAUGGCAACGACUCUUCAAAGCCUACGGAUGAUGGCAACGACUCUUCAAAGCCUACGGAUGAUGGCAACGACUCUUCAAAGCCUACGGAUGAUGGCAAUGGCUCUUCAAAGCCUACGGAUGAUGGUAGCGACUCUUCAAAGCCAACGGAUGAUGGCAGCGACUCUUCAAAGCCCUCCGAUGACAGCAAUGAUUCUUCAAAGCCAACGGAUGAUGGCAGUGAUUGGACGAAGCCCACUGAUGAUGGCAACGGCUCUUCAAAGCCCACUGAUGAUAACAGCGAUUCACCAAAGCCUACCGAUGACGAUGACAGCCAUGGGCAUGAAACACCUACCGACGAUGGUCAAUCGCCAUCUCCUACCGACAACAGUGAUCCUACCGAUGAUGGCAACAAUCAACAUACUCCAGAGCCUACCGAUGAUAGUGAAACUGCUACACCUACCGAUAAUGGCGAAGAAUCAACACCCACACAUGGUCAUGAUGGCGAUGAUGAAUCGUCACCUACCGAUGAUACGGCUACAGCUACACCAACCGAUGAUAAUGAAACAGCGACACCUACUGAUAAUGGUGAAACAGCUACGCCUACCGAUGAUAGUCAAACAGCUCCACCAACUGAUGAUGGCGAAGAAUCAACACCUACCGAUGAUACAGCUACAGCUACAGCAACCGAUGAUGGAGAAGAACCAACAUCUACCAACGAUGGCGAUUAUCCAAGUCCAACUGGUGAUGAUAAUGGCUCCAAUGGUCACCCUCCUCAUGGCCAUCCACCACACGAUCAUCCUUCUCAUGGUAGACCUACUGUUGAGCCAACUAGUACUGAUGAUUAUCCACCUCAUCGACCUACACAUUAUCCACCUCAUCGACCUACGCAUUAUCCACCUUGGUGGUCAUCGAGCUCCACAAUCACCUAUGAGCCAUCUUCGACUACGACACCUGCCAUUGAUCCAUCAUACACAUCCUCUACCGCCGAACCUACCUUCUCAUCAGCAACCGAGUCAUCAAGCUCUGAAGAUUGGUCAAGCAUAAUAAGUAGUGCUACAUCAACUGAGCAAGAAUCAACAUCUACGACGACUACCACUACUACUGAGGAAGAGAGUUCAACCACUACUUCAGAUCCAGAACCAACAUCUACGACCACUACAACUGAAGAAGAGAGCUCUACCACUACUUCGGAUCAAGAGACAUCAACGACAACCACAUCGGAUGCUGAGGAAACAACUACCACGACCAAAGAGACAACUUCAACUACUGAGAAAGAAACUUCUACCGAGGAUGCUGCAAAAUCGAGUACAACCAGUGAGGAGCAGGAUAGCACCACCAUCACAACAACUGUACCUCCAACAACAACAGCCACUCCUUCUCCUCCACCAACUACAACUCAACCUCCAGUGACAACAACCCAUGAUCAAACCUUAGCUGCUCAGCAAAUGGAUACAACCACCACCACCGAGCAACAGGAUCCAACAACGACUAAUGAACCAACAACCACCCAAGAAACGCCUACAUCCACUGAUGAAGAAACAACGAGCACCACACGCAGCUUUACAGUUACUUCAUCUACUGCUACGCCUUCUCUCGUCCUUGGUCAGCUUGAAUGUGGAAGUGAUCCAAUGACUGUUGAUGGUCGUUGUCCAUCCGAUUACUUUUGUAACGCUGCCACAAGCAAGUGUACAAAGUUACUUGGUAUUGGAGACCAGUGCUACGAAGAUUUUCAAUGCGAGUCCACCUAUUGUGAUGGCGUAUGUGUGAAUGCACCAGAGCAUCAAGAUGGAUCACAAUUAUCGGGAGGUCAAAUUGCUGGUGCUGUGGUUGGAUCGGUUGUGGGCGCAGCCAUUCUCAUUUGUGCAUUGAUGAUGCUUUUACGUCGAAAGAAGGCAGCAGCACUUCGAGAAGAACGCAUGCAACAGCAACAACAUUUCCGGGAUUUGGUCGAUUCAGAAGCAGCAGCGGCAGCAGUGGCCAAUACAUCAUCCAUGCAAGAAGAUACCAGCAAUCGUGGUCGAUCAGCUCGCUUGAGCAAGUACAACUUUUUGGCGCAAAUGUUGGGUACCUCUUCUACUCCCACUCCUCCACCUGGCAUGAUGGUAGCUGCUGCUGGUGCUGGUGGUUCCUCCGAUUCACUUUCACCACCUCCUUCUGCAACAGCUGCGCAUGUUUACAAUAGCCAUGGUGAAUUGGUUGGUGGUAUGGGUGGUGCUACAGUGCCUGUUGCCAUGGCGACGCCACAACAUCAUGAAUCAGGUGUACCCGACCCACACAUGUCCUAUGUGCCGCAACUCAACCCUGGUCCUGUUGCUCCAUUAUCUCAGCAAUCACCCACAACGCCACCAGUAAAGAACACGCCUACGGAUAGUGAUGAUGAAAAUCCAUUCUCGGAUAGACGCAUGACUCGUGAUGAGGAUCUGGGAUCCUAUGCAGCGGCACAAUCGGCUGCAGCAGCUCAUUACCAACAACAACAUCCACCACCACAAGGCGAUAGACGCUAUGAAUUCUUCUAG